Messenger RNA from Cottoperca gobio, 4118 nucleotides. It is a transcript of the gene rnf130, whose product is annotated as ring finger protein 130. The coding region runs from base 291 to 1547 and encodes 418 amino acids. NCBI's taxonomy places the organism in Eukaryota, Metazoa, Chordata, Actinopteri, Perciformes, Bovichtidae. The record is from RefSeq and is a predicted model, not a curated record. The transcript has 9 exons.
CCCGUGCCGUGGCUCUGCGCAUGCGCAGUGAGCUCCAAACUGUAACAGGCCGAGAGACGGGGCUCGAGCCUCCGCAGCGUAAAACAACCAGCGGAAACAAAACGGAAUAAAACACCGACCAACUGCAGGAUCCAGCGGCCGGUAACCCACCGAGCCCUGCCGGACAUUUAGCGGGAUAACAGCCGGAGGAGAGCGGAGGAGAGCGGAGGCAGGCGGGGGUCUGCAGCCCGGGAGCCUGCCUGUCUGGCCGCCUGCACACGUUUGGAUGUAACGAAGACUGAGAGGAAGACAUGAUGUCUCCAAAGUGGACCCGUGUCCCUGUCCCGUUGGUCCUGGUCCAUGUCCUCGCCCUGUCCCGCUCGGUGUCCGCGGCCCGCUCUGACAGAACCAUGGUGUCAGAGGAGUACGUGGGUGCCACGGUGAACGCCACUGUGCUGGACGGACGAGGAAACAGUGUCCACAUGAUGAGCAGCGACGAAGGGACGUACGGACAGAACUCCCCAAAGGUGGACACGCGAGGUGUCGUCAUUGCACCGGCACCGCACCACGGAGUGGUGGACCGGCAGGGCUGCGACCCCGGCACGCGCUUCCUGGUCCCUCCUCGGAGCGUUCACUGGGUGGCGCUGCUGCAGAGAGGAAACUGCACCUUUAAGGAGAAGAUCCUGAAGGCCACCGCCUACAACGCCACCGCCGUGCUCAUCUACAACAACUCCACCGACAAGACAGUGAAGAUGGGACACGAAGGUACCGGGGACACUGUAGCGGUGAUGAUCACAGAGACGUACGGUAAAGAGAUCCAGGCUCACCUGGAGAGGAACCUGACGGUUCUGGUCUCUGUGUUCGUGGGUCAACGUGGUCCCACCAAGAACAUCAACCGAGGCUCGCUGGUCUUUGUCUCCAUCUCCUUCAUCGUCCUCAUGAUCAUCUCGUCGGCGUGGCUCAUCUUCUACUUCAUCCAGAAGAUCCGCUACACCAGCGCCCGCGACCGCAGCCAGCGGCGUCUUGGUGAUGCAGCGAAGAAAGCCAUCGGGAAGUUGACCACAAGGACAGUGAGGAAAGGAGACAAGGAAACUGAUCCAGAUUUUAACCACUGUGCCGUGUGUAUUGAAGCGUAUCAGCUGAACGAUGUGGUCCGUAUUCUGCCCUGCAAACAUGUCUUCCAUAAGGUGUGUGUGGACCCCUGGCUGAACGAGCACUGCACGUGUCCCAUGUGUAAACUGAACAUCCUGAAGGCUCUGGGCAUCACGACCAGCCUCCCCUGCGUGGACAGCGUGGUGCUGGACGUGGAGCGUUUGGGCGUCAGUUCGGCCUCCAGCAGCCAGAGGGCGCCGCCCGGAGACAGCAACCCCCCCUCCAUUAGCCUGGAACCGCUCAGCCCCGCCCACCCUGAGGCCACGCCCAGGAUGCCCUCUGACAUCACCAUCGCUGUGACCAGCGGCGGGCACUUCUUUAACAGGAACUCGAUGUCUCCUCGCAGCGCGGUCUGUGAGAUGGAGCUGCCGGACAUCCAGGCUUCGCUCGACCUCUACGACGACAACAAGUCCUGAGGACCGUCGUCACAGUUACAACCCCCCCACCACUGAUGGACGAGUGGGUGGCGGGGGUCUGAUAACAAUAACCUGGACGAACUGUUAAACAUAAUUUAACCAUCAGACUAAACAUGGACUGUCUGGAUCCGGGUCUCAGUUUAGACCCGUUUGCUCGACACUCAUGUUUUUAUUUUCACCAAAAGAAGAAAAAACACUUUGGAGGAACCGGAGCUGGUUGUCGGGUUGAAUAAUCCUGAAAACUGAACCCGAGAUCUAACUCCGGCCCAGGAACCAGAACCUGAACUAGGUUCCUCUGGUCAACCUGGAGCUAAGGUUGCUGUUCAAUUUAUAGAAAAAAGUUCUGGCGUACCUAAAAGCGCUCUUGUGUUCCUGGAAAAGGUCCUGAGUUCUUAAGAAGGUUCCUGGUUUCUAAAAAAGUUCCAGUGCUCCUUAAACGGAUCCUGGAACAGUUUCUGAGUCCCUAACAAGGUUCUGCGGUCUGUGGCAAACUUUACAAAUUCCUUAAACGGUUCUUGGAAAGGUCCUGAGUUCUUUAAAAGGUUCCCGAAAAAGGUCCUAAGUUGCCUAAAAGGGUUCCUGGAACGGUUUCACCUUGAAGGGUUCUGUUGGGUUCCUGAGCAAUUAAAAGGUUCGGAAACAUUUCCAAAGUGUUGAAGAUAUUCAUGUGUUCUCAAAAAACUUUUUAGUUCCUACAAAGGUUUUCUGAAACGGUUCCUGAGACUUUAAAAAGGUUCCUGUGUACGUGGAAAAUGGGUCAAAAGAUUUGUACCUGAGACUAUUUUACCUGAACCAAAUAGGACCGUAAAGCACCAGAACCAGAACCGACCAAGAGAACCUGAACGCAGAAAAGGUUUCUGUCCAUCUAAUGAUCUGCGUCUGAAGACCUGGAUCAGAACUCCUCACUGGCUGAACUUCAUCAGACUGGACCCGGAUCCUCUGUAGAAACAGUGUUAACUCCCCUGUAGCAAAAGAACUUUAGCUUUAAAGGAAAAGUCCAACAUUUCAGAAAAUCCUCCUGUUCUCUGUUUCAUUAACAUUUGGAGUUCCUCAGGGAGGCGUCCCGGGUCCUCGGCUCUUCUUAUUAAACUUCUCUGGGUUUAAAGAGACACUUCAACAUGUGUAACGCUGUGUUCGCACCAAGCGCAAAACAAUUUUCUCCUUGCACAAGUUUGAACCGUUGGAUCAUUUGUGUUUAUUUAUUGAAUUAAUCUGGUUUACUACAGCGGUAUGAACUCAGAAUAAACACAUUGAGCUGUGAUUUCCUUGCAAUAAAGGAAUGAAAAAAUAAUGCAGAAAUAACUCCAUCAUGAUGCUGGUUUUUAAAAUGUCUGAGUUCAUGCUUUGUCAGGUCUGUCCGCAAGACGACAACCAAACUACUCUUAAAAUGCUUGUUUUCUGAAUGGAGUUUGGUUGAUCAGGGCUAUACUAACAUUGUAGCUGCUCAGUCAUCUAAAUGAGGCAAUACAUUUAAACACACAGAUAUCUACAUACUGUGUAAUUUUAAAAUGCAUUUAAGAUGUUUAUUAUUGAUGUCAGGAGCCCACAGACGCUACUGUAAUUUUUACCUACAUUCAACAACGAAAAAUUUCAACUUGCGCGUACAUGCAAAUUUGGCUUGUUUUUUGCUAAUGGUGUCAACACAGCAUUACACCCUUUUGUUCUCCAGAGUCAGACAAUAAGAUGUAGCCUAGCUUAGCACAAAUAGUGGAAGCAGGGGGAAACUGUUAGCUUCAUCAAAUAUCUAAAAUCAACACAUCUGGAGUCCCCAGGUCUGUGAGCCAACAGACGGGGUUACAGCGAAAUUCUAACAGUCAGUAUAAAAUCCUAAAGGUAUAAAGUGAGUGUCUACUUGUUAACCCGGUAACAGCUAUACCUUAUCUGCAGUAUUAUAGAUGUUUGGUGAGCUAAUGCUAGCUCCAAGCUAAUAUUAUUCUUAUAAUAUUCAUCUGUACAGUAAAUUAGCUUGUAGCUCUCACAGCUAACACAAUCCGAUGGAUUCAUUGAUUAGAUUUUUAUUAUCAGAUGAAGAAAUAAUAAAUGUUAAAACUCUUAUUUCCAACAUGAAAGACAAAACACAAAGAAGCAACAAGACAUUCAAUGAGAAACUAAACCGAAACACGUCACCACAAUGUCAGAGAAGCAGCAUUAAUUAUGACUUCUGUCUCAUAUUUAGCUUGUGGCUCCAUUUGAUCUGGAGGCUCUUUACAUUGCAUGUUGUUAAAUCUUUUCAAUUAAGUUUUUUGUGAGUCCUGUCUUCCUAUUGGCUCACAGAGCUUAGUGAGGCCUGUCUUCCUAUUGGCUCACAGACCUUAGUGAGGCCUGUCUUCCUAUUGGCUCACUGACCUUAGGACUCGAGCAUCUCCUGAAGUGACGGACUGAUUCUUUAAAAUGUAUUCUUCAGCUUCUGAAUAUAAUAAUCCGCUCCACUGACGGGGCUCAAUAUAUAAACAGCAUUAUACGAUGUAUACCUGAUGAUAUUAGCUGCAGUGACGGAGACGAUGUGUGUGAAGCUUUCAGUUCACUUUGUCUCCAACUGCUUUCGCAUUAAAGAGUCGAUACUUUACCCUG